GCAUUAUGUAGAUUUCUAUACUUCUCUACUGCUUUUCAUGAAAUAGCAUCUCCGUAUUACACGCUUUAGAAAUUACAUACUGUAAAUAGACUUUUUCUUUCAUUCACACAUGGAGAAUGAUUAGAACUUUAGCAUUAAGUCAAAAGAGAUUUUUUUGUUAAAUCUUAUUAAAUAAGCAAACAUGAUUUAAUAAGUUAGGUAAACCGAUCAUUGGAAAAUAAUAUACUCCACAUCUUGAAAAGCAAAAUAAAAAAAUCUAAACAAUUUUUUAUAAAUGUUAUAUAUAAACAAAUUAUAUUUGUACUUUAUGAAUAAUUUAAAGACAAUACAGUAUUAAGAAUAUUUCGCUUUAAAAUGCCAAUUUUCUCUGGGCAACCCCUGAUGGGUUCUUCUUAAGCUUAUACUUAAGGAUUUCUUUCGAUAACAAAGGUCAGAUCAAAUGUUAGUUAAUAAAUAAUAAAAAUAUACGGAAAAAAGGGCCCAAAAUUCACCAAUCCUUUAUUUAAAAAAAAAGAAGAAGAAGAAUUGUGUCAGCAAAAGCAGUAAAAGUGGCAUAUCUUGGGAAAUAAUUUUGAAAGUGGUAUAAGAUGAGAAAAUGCUUUUAUAAAAGUAGUAGCAGUAUAUAUAUAUGGCUAUGAAAAAUGUCCCGAUGCUUUUGCAGUGUGAUGAUUAUAAAGUCAAACAGGAGCAAAUUCCCCUCCUCACAUCACAUGUUCCUCCAUCCUCAACAGCACACUAAACCUCUCCACAUGCUAUUAAGAAUUCCCCCAAUAACCCUGACCCUAGCUAUUCUGGUCCCAAUGAGUUUUGCCCCACCACACUUUUGCCCACACUGAUUCCUAUAAAUUCAUCAGAAUGUCGCAACAACUUAGUUCAAGGCCAUGAAACAAAAGUUGGUUUUGGAAGCAAGCCAAGAAGGCAGCGAAAAAAGAAAAACAUGCUCUAUUAGUUUGAAGAAAGUGGGUCUCCGAAUCUCACUGUUGUUUGUUUCUCAAGAAAAAGGGUGUGUCUAAAAAUGGGCAGGGAUCAGAAAAGUGUGGUAGCUAUGGUUGGCCAGGAGAGAAAAACAAACAAGAAAAAUGGGUCUCUUGGGUUUAGGUCCAUUUUCAUGCAUGCCGAUGGCAAAGAUUUGUUUCUUAUGGUUUUAGGUACUAUUGGGGCAGUUGGGGAAGGCUUGGCCACCCCUCUAGUGUUGUAUAUCAGUAGCCGCAUGAUGAAUAACAUUGGAAUUUCCUCUAACAUGGAUGGAAACACUUUCAUCCAUAACAUCAAUAAGAAUGCAGUGGCUUGGUUAUAUUUGGCUGGUGCCUCUUUUGGGGUUUGCUUCCUCGAGGGUUAUUGUUGGACAAGAACAAGCGAAAGACAAGCGGCGAGAAUGAGAUGCAGGUAUCUGAAAGCAGUACUCAGACAAGAUGUGGAGUACUUUGAUUUGCAUAUAUGUCACGAGCACCUCAGAGAUCAUCACUAGCGUCUCCAGCGACAGCCUCGUAAUUCAAGAUGUUCUUAGUGAAAAGAAGAAAGAAAAUAGCAAGAGAAGGAAGGAUGAUCAUAAUUUAACUAAGAAAACUAAAGAUAAAAAGUAUGCAUUUUACUUCCUGGUGGUGGGGGCUGCUAUAUGGGCUUCUUCAUGGGCAGUUGUUGUUGUUGCAGAGAUUUCGUGUUGGAUAUGGAGCGGGGAGCGGCAAUCAACCACGAUGAGAAUCAAGUAUCUAGAGGCUGUAUUGAACCAGGACAUUCAAUUCUUCGACACCGAGGUUCGGACAUCCGACAUAGUUUUUGUCAUCAACACCGAUGCUAUCAUGGUCCAGGAUGCCAUUAGUGAGAAGUUGGGGAAUUUCAUUCACUACAUGGCCACCUUUGUUUCUGGCUUUGUUGUGGGUUUCACUGCUGUGUGGCAAUUGGCUUUGGUGACUCUUGCUGUUGUCCCUAUGAUAGCUGUGAUUGGAGGCAUUCACACUGUCACCUUGGCUAAGCUCUCUGGCAAGAGCCAGGAAGCUCUUUCUCAAGCUGGCAACAUUGUGGAACAGGGGAGACUUCAGAGUAUAUUAAAGUUCAAUCCUAAUUUACCUUUGCCUUUUCUAGAGAUGGCUACAUCAUAGCUCAAUAGUGAACGGGUUGUGGUCAAGGAAAAAAUCAACCCUAAAGAAAGAUCAGUGCAUAAUGCUUUGCAAUUUUCUAAGAAAACAUUUUGGAUGAUGAUAAGGUUUUAAUCAAAUUUCGUUCUGAUCAUAGUAUUGGAUUUGUUGCAUUUGAUGGAGCAUUAUAUAUGGUCAUGAGUCACAAUUUAUCUCAUUAUUAUGAUGUGGCAAGCCAUAAUAUGAUCUUUGAACUUGUCUGGAGUAUACAUAUUGAAUUUAAAUUUUUCUUUAAGAAAAAAA
Molecule: messenger RNA, 2378 nt
Organism: Glycine soja
Lineage: Eukaryota; Viridiplantae; Streptophyta; Magnoliopsida; Fabales; Fabaceae
Product: ABC transporter B family member 1-like
Exons: 8
Coding region: 1413-2099 (228 amino acids)
Biological process (GO): transmembrane transport
Cellular component (GO): membrane
Molecular function (GO): ATP binding; ABC-type transporter activity
Source: RefSeq, a predicted model, not a curated record